Molecule: messenger RNA, 4241 nt
Organism: Drosophila rhopaloa
Lineage: Eukaryota; Metazoa; Arthropoda; Insecta; Diptera; Drosophilidae
Gene: Vps15
Product: phosphoinositide 3-kinase regulatory subunit 4
Exons: 8
Coding region: 112-4149 (1345 amino acids)
Biological process (GO): protein phosphorylation; protein targeting to vacuole; late endosome to vacuole transport
Cellular component (GO): late endosome; phosphatidylinositol 3-kinase complex, class III, type I; nucleus-vacuole junction
Molecular function (GO): protein serine/threonine kinase activity; ATP binding; protein binding
Source: RefSeq, a predicted model, not a curated record
CAGCUGUUGGGCUGCGCAGAAAAGACCAAAAGUUAAUUUUCUUGUUAUUGUUAAAGAAACUCUAAAAAUUAACUAUUAUUGUGGGCACUUUGCAGCGUAAGUGCAGACAGGAUGGGCAAUCAACUGGUGGGCAUUGCCCCUUCGCAGAUCUACGCGGUGGAGCACUAUUUUUCCGGACAGUUCGGGUCCGAAAUCACCUUCAGUUCCAACAUGGGCAGCACGCGAUUCUUCAAAGUGGCCAAGGCGAAAACGGAUGAGGGCCAGAUCGUGGUCAAAGUAUUUGUGAAGCAUGAUCCCACAUUACCACUGGAGGAUCACAAGGAGCGACUGGAGGGCAUCAAGAAGACACUCUCGCUGGCAAAUGCAGUCAAUUGUUUACCCUUUCAACGGGUGGAGCUCAUUGACAAAGCCGCCUACAUAAUGCGGGAGUAUGUAAAGCACAGUCUGUACGAUCGCGUGUCCACACGCCCCUUUCUCACGGUGCUGGAAAAGAAGUGGAUCACAUUCCAGAUCCUGUGCGCCUUGAAUCAGUGCCACAAGCAGAAGAUCUGCCACGGGGACAUCAAGCUGGAGAACAUCCUGAUCACCUCCUGGAACUGGAUCCUGCUCUCGGACUUUGCAUCCUUUAAGCCCACAUAUUUGCCAGAGGACAACCCCGCGGACUAUACGUACUUCUUCGAUACGAGUAGGAGGAGAACCUGCUACAUAGCCCCCGAGCGAUUCGUCAAAACACUGGCCUCGGAUGAUGAUGGUGGCAACGGCAACAUGUCGGUCAUUCACACUGAUUCCAUUAUUCGCCUGGCGCCCAGCUAUGCCGGCAAUACAUUGUUACCAGCCAUGGACAUCUUUUCGGCGGGCUGUGCCUUGCUGGAACUCUGGACGGAGGGCACGGCGCCCUUUGAACUCUCCCAGCUGCUGGCUUACAGACGGGGUGAGCGCGAUCUGGUGGAGAAGCAUCUGGCUGGCAUCGAAAACGAAGGGCUGCGCAACCUGCUGGCCUCCAUGAUCGACAUCCACUCGAUGAACCGAAAGAGUGCCGAGGACUACCUGGAUCAGGAGCGCGGUCAACUGUUUCCAGAAUAUUUCUACUCCUUCCUCCAGUCCUACUUGCAAAUGUUCAGCUCAACGCCAAUCAUGUCGCCGGAUGACAAGAUCCAGUGUCUGCAUAAGGACAUCGGGCACUGCAUAAAAGUGCUGACUCAGGUGCAGGAUUUGUCACCGGAAGAGGAGAAUAAGGAUGGUCAGCAGGAGAAGAAAGACCCCACGCUGUGUGCACGGCUACCGCCGGAGCACGAUGGUCUUAUUCUGAUCAUCACAGUGGUCACGUCCUGCAUUCGAGGUCUCAAGCAGUCGAACACCAAAAUUGCAGCCUUGGAACUCCUACAGAAGCUGUCCAAGUACACGACUUCGGAGACCAUCCUGGAUCGCAUAUUACCCUACAUUCUCCAUUUGGCCCAGAAAUCGCCAGCCAAGGUACAAGUUCAGGCCAUUGAAACGCUUACAGCCUGUCUGGGCAUGGUAAAGGACAUUCCGCGCAGCGAUGCCAACGUGUUUCCCGAGUACAUCCUGCCGUUCAUCACGGAAUUGUCCAGCGAGUCGAGUGCCGUGAUUGUUCGCGUGGCCUUCGCCCGGAAUAUUGCUGCACUGGCCAAGAGCGCUGUUUACUUUCUGGAGGAGACGCAGCGCAAUGCUCCGAAUGAGAUGCCCACUCCACGUUACGAGGCUGAGCUGAAUGCUCUCCAUGACAUCGUAAGACAGGCGGUACUCAGUCUGCUGACGGAUUCCCAGCCGGUGGUCAAGCAAACUCUGAUGGAGUCGGGCAUUUGCGACCUGUGCGCCUUUUUUGGCAAGGAAAAAGCCAACGAUGUGAUACUCUCGCACAUCAUGACCUUUCUAAAUGAUGAGGACAAGAAUUUGAGGGGAGCUUUCUAUGACAACAUUGCCGGAGUGGCUGGCUAUGUGGGAUGGCAGGCGUCGGACAUUCUGGUGCCCCUGUUGCAGCAAGGGUUCACGGAUCGCGAAGAGUUUGUCAUCGCAAAAGCCAUUCGUGCGGUGACCAUUCUCAUCGAACUGGGUCACAUCAAGAAGCCAGCGGUGACGGAAAUCGUCCAGGAGACAGCCUGUUACUUAUGCCAUCCCAAUCUGUGGGUUCGUCACGAGAUCUGCGGCAUGAUCGCCACCACCGCCCGCAACCUUAGCGCCAUCGAUGUGCAGUGUAAGAUUAUGCCAGCAAUUGGCGCGUUUCUCAAGGCGCCGCUAAUCCAGGUGGAGAAGCCACACAUUCUGUUGGACUGCGUGCAGCCGCCAGUGCCGCGGCAGAUCUUCGACAGCGUGCUGCGCUUCCAGGACAUUCAUCACUUCCUCAGAGCGCUCCAGGAUCGAUCGAGGGUGCGUAGCCAGACCAGACAUGGAGCCCUGCCGCAAUACGAGGAGAUGGGGCAGACGCUGAGGAAUCUUUUUAGACGCCUAAGCUCUGAGGGAUUGACGGAUCUCAUUGAGAUGCAGCUGCUGGCCAUGAACCCGUUCCUGAUCUCCAUGAAGCAUAAAUCCCUUCAGGAUCUGGACGACACUGCCUCUGGCAAUGGGCGCAUCGUGGUCAGUCGCAAGCAAGUCGCUUGCCAUGAAUAUCCGCUGGCGGACAAGGCCACUAAAAUGCCCUUAGAGAUCCGAUCUAGCGAGGGACCGACAUUGGUGUCCCCCGCCUCGGAUGCAGCGAUCACACCGCUGGGCACUGGCGGAUUGGCCGGCAGUCCAGCCUCCGGAGCUGUGGUCCUUGGCGUGCCGACUGCCACCGUGAGUGCGGCCACUUCACUGGGCGAGUACACGAUGCCGGAGCGGAACUGCUGGCUGGAGCGCUCCUCCGAGUGCCGCAAGGAUCUCGAGUCGCUGACGACCAAGAUUAAGAGUCGCUACAACGUGCUGGCCAUCUCGCAGCGCUGCAGCUACGACAAGUUGGUGACGCCCUAUUCCCCUGGCUGGCGGAUGAACGGCACCCUGGUGGCCCAUCUUCACGAGCACUCGGAGUCCGUGAUCAAGCUGGCAUCGCUGCGUCCCCACGGAUCACUCUUUGCCAGCGGUAGCAUCGACGGCACCGUGCGACUGUGGGACUGCAGCAAACUGAACGGCAAUCAAGGGGUGAACAAAUCGAGGCAGGUGUACUCGGCCAACACGCCCAUUUACGCCCUGGCCGCCUGCGACAGUGGACAAUCGCUGGCGGUGGGCGGCAAGGAUGGCAGCAUGCUGAUGAUGCGCAUCGAUCGGAACUCCACCAAGAUGACGCUCCAACAGGCGCUGGAUCAGAAUGAUCAUAAAGACGGGCCCGUUGUGGACAUGCAUGCCUACGAUCAAGCUACGCAAAGUGUCAUCGUGUACGCCACGUUGUACGGCGGAAUCGUGGCCUGGGACACGCGGAUGCAGCACAGCGCCUGGCGACUGCAGAAUGAACUGCGGCAUGGGGUGAUCACCACCAUCUGUGCGGAUCCCACGGGCUCUUGGCUGGCCACCGGCACCAGCGGAGGCAAACACAUUUGCUGGGACCUGCGCUUCCGCCUGCCCAUCGCCGAGAUCAAACAUCCGGCCGACUCCUGGAUAAGGAAGGUUGCCUGCCAUCCCACGGAGCCCUCAUAUCUCAUCUCCGCCUCGCAGUCGAACAACGAGGUGUCCGUGUGGAACAUCGAGACGGGUCAGCGCCAGACGGUAUUGUGGGCCAGUCCGGUGGCGGCCUUGUCCAGCGCCAGUCCCAGCGAUCCGGCCACCACGUGCGGCAUCCUCAGUGGUGUGGUCGACGGCUCGCCCUUCAUUCUCACAGGCAGCUCGGAUCAGCGCAUCCGGUACUGGGACAUCGUCAACCCCAAGAACUCCUCGCUCAAAGUGCCGGCUGCCAAUGAUAAUCUGGCGGACGUGGCCUUCAGCUACAGUGUCCGCUUAAUUGAUGGCAGCCAGGUGGUCGAGGAGCAGAUCAUUUCCAUGGCCAGCACGGGUGACUCGCAGCAGCUGCGCUCCUCCACGGAGGAGAAUCCCCGGUCGGGGCCGGAUAUGCCCACGGCGAGUCACCACGACGCCAUCACGGAUCUGCUGAUGUGCAAGGACAAGGGCCAGAUCUACAUAGCCUCGGCAUCGCGCGACGGUGUCAUCAAGCUGUGGAAGUGAGCGCCCGCUAUAUAGUAUUUAAUUAUUCAACUGUGAUUAGCCUAAUUAACUGCAAUAUGUGUAACUAUUAAAUAAACUGCUUGUAAACUGUG